GUGGCAGGAGGAGGCGCAGAAUUGAGGGAGUUUUGGCAGUGGAGGAAAAGGUAUGUAAAAAAAAAAAAAAUUGUAUUUACUGAAUACCUAUAGAUCAAUUGAUUAUAAUAUCAUUAUAAGUGAUUAUUUUACAGUCUAACAAACAAAUGAUGUAAAUAAGGGGUGUCAAAGUAGAGUCUUGGAAGGCAUUUUAUUCUCCCUAACUACUUUAAUGUCUCACAGCCUGCCAGGUGCCUGGUAUGUGAUUGAUUUGUAAACCACAUUUAAAAAAAUCAAAGUAGCUGGUUUGUGAAGGCUCUCCAGUUGUUUUUGUUAUCCAGACUUCAUUUGCUAACAACUAUAGUUUGUGUCCAUGGAGCACACUAUCACUAUUUUUAUUCUGUCCUAGUACUAUGAAAAACACUUUAUUUGUGGUCUAGACAAUCACAAUAAAAGAAAAUUAUAUAUAUCUAUAUUUGUUUAGUUGGUUCACAGUCCACAUUACAGGCUUGUUAUGAAGCCAUGAUCCUCUGUCUGGUUUGAUCUGGCUGGAGCACAUUGUGCUAUUUGAGGGGUGGAGCAGGACGGGAUAUUGCUCUUUUUUUCUUCUUCUUCUUCUUCUAAUUCUUCUCAUAGAUGCUGCUUCUUGUCACUGACGUCACCACCCUGCGUCACCCACUUAUGCCGAAUGUCAAAACAAGACUGUGAUUGGCCAGCUUGCUGCCGGAAACUCCCUCGGUGACUAUAAAAGGCAGAGUUUGCUGCGCAGGAGUUUACUUUGAAGAAGAGCAGCCGGGUGUCCACUUGUCCUCGCACCAUCUCCGGACACGUCAUAAAGCCGGGAUUACCUGCACCCCCCCUCGCCACGUGCCCCCACACCCAUCACUCCUGUCCGCCAUGUCGAACGGCUCGGCGCCCCGUGCCAGCACCGACACACUGCCGGAGAUCGACGUUGCCGUCACUUUCCUCGCCAGCCUCCUGAGGGGUCGAGUAAGCGAGCAGCGGAUCCAUGUGUUCCGGAUGGCCCUGAGAUGCACACUCAAAGGUGAGGAUCCCGGGGACCGGGGGAUUAGAUAGAAACUAACUAACUAACCAGAAACCAACCAACUAACUAACUAACCGUGUGAGGGCCGGGGCAGCUUUACAGCGCGUUGGACUCCUCGACCACUCCAUGAAUGCAGUACAAGGCCCUCGGGAGUAGUCCCAGCCUGCUCUCACUUACUGAGCUGGCACCCCAUAAUCUUAAAUCUCUCCCCUUCCUUAGCGAGCUGGCACCCCAUAACCAUAAAUCCAGCACCUCCCUACUGAGCUGGCACUUUAUAACACUAAAUCUCUCCCAUUCCUUAGUGAGCCGGCACCCCAUAUUCCUAAAUCUCUUGCCUCACUAGUGUACUGGCACCCUCUAAUCCUAAAUCUUUCACACCCUUACUGAGCUGGCACCCCAUAAUCCUUAAUCUAUCACUUCCCGAGUGUACUGACACCCCCCCAAUACUAAAUCUCUCACAUUCCUAGUGAGCUGGCACCCCAUAAUCCUAAAUCUCCCACCUCCUUAGUGAGCUGACACCCCAUAACCCUUAACCUCUCACCUCCCUAGUGAGCUGGCCCCCAUAACCCUAUAUCUCAUACCUGUCUUGCUGGCAGUGCUGAAUCUUAAAUAGUAUGUUGCUGCUCUGUACACAAUAGCCAUAGCUAGACCCCCACCAGGGGAUCUGCAACCAUGCGGCAAGUUGGGUGUGAGUAUCUGUGUAAUAAACUUAUUUCAUUGAUACAUGUGCUACAAAAUACCUGACCCAUUAAAGCGAAACAUUGCCCGCACAAUUAUUCUUUUAAGAGUGGAUGGUUCUGCUAUAAUUUAUUCAACCAUGGAUUAUGGAGAAUUUACAAAAAAAACUGCAUUAUUAAUUUAUUAACAAGAAAUGGCAGUUAUUUUGGCCUUCAAUUUGCAAGUUCUUUGCUAAUUUUAUACCAUCCAUAGUUUAACAACUAAUCCUUUUUCAUCUAUAAACUGUUUAGCAAAUGUAUAAAUUGAACACUGUAUUAAUCUGAGGUUUGUUUCCUCCUUGGUAUGUGUGCAUUUACAAUGGGACAUGUGGUCACUAAUGGAUUUUUGGGAAUCCAUGCACAACCACUGCCACUUUUAGAACUACAUUUUAUAGUUAUUGAGCUGAUUAGAUAUCUGUAUCUCUAAGCAUAUCUGCUGUAGUUGGUAUAGAACCAACUUGUUUUACUGCUAUAGCUAAUUUGUAAUUAAUUCAAGUAGCUUUUGUAUUUCAUGUGUAAUCUUUUGAGCUUAUAGAAUAACACCUUACUUAGGAAAAUGUGUUUUGUUGUAACCAGAUUUGCAUAUUCCAGUUUAUGGUUCUAUAAAUAAAUAUACAUUUAAUUUAAAAAAAAAAAAAAACCAUCUAGAUGACACUCCAUCUUACUUGCAGGACUUAUCAAAGGAUGGGUUGUGUCCCAAAAGAUAACUUUAUCAAAGUUAGUAUUCCAGUUAAGUUUGUAGUAUCUUUUGGGGGUAAAUAGUUUUGCAAGAGGCAGGAUGUGCAUAUUGGCAGUCUAUAUAGACACAUAUGAAGUGAUGAGCUGUGUUGAUAUUUAGCCAACUAACGUAUUUCACUAUAAACUGAAUUGGUAAAUUGUGUGAACAUAAAACAUGAAUUUUUUCAUGGAUUUUUGUUUCUUUUCACACUUUUGGUGAGUAAACAAUUUUGUGCAUUAUGUAUUAUCAUGUCCGUUAACAACAUAUAUCAUUUUGUUGACUUGUAUUUCUGCUUAAUAUUUUCCAGAACACUAUGCACAUCAUUGGUUUCCAGAUAAGCCUGCCAAAGGUUCUGGCUACCGCUGCAUCCGGAUAAAUCAUAAGAUGGAUCCAGUUAUAAGCAACGUGGCCGGUCGUAUCAACAUGAGCAACCAGCAGCUGCUCGGCUUACUGCCUAAAGAGCUCACCCUCUGGGUGGACCCAUAUGAGGUCUCCUACCGAAUUGGUGAAGAUGGCUCUAUAUGUGUGCUUUAUGAAGCUCCUGUUCCAACUGUUCGGGGGCCCUUAAGCUGUAAGAGUGAACUGCUGAGCAGUUCCAAAGCUCCCAAUCGAUACCUAAUAACUGUUGGCAGCUAACCUCGCCUUGGGAACUCCCCAUUUGCUGCUUGUGUAUGUUGUAAAUACCUCGCUCUGGGAGCCAUCUUUUCUAAUGAAGAUAUAUUUAUAUUUUUAAAGAUUCUUUUUUUUUUUUUAGGAUAGAACAUAUGAAACUUUUUUUGAUGCCUAUUAUUAAAUUCUCACUUUGAGAAACACUAAUGCACUAGUGCAGCAUGUACAGCCCCUACCAGUUCUAUAGUAGCAGAAUGAAGGCAGCUAUAACUGUUUAAUAUAGAUGGGUAAUAUGGAGGAGUAUGGGUUUGGUUUUUUUUUUUUUAAAUUGAAAAUAACUGAUUUUGAGAAAUCCCUCACUGGAGUAUCGUAAAGAAUAAGAAUGCUUUGAAUUCAGCUAUCUUUAAAAUGGUAACUUUGUGCACCAAUGUAUGGAGAUUUUGUUAGCGAGGAAACAUGGGCAACCUUUGGCUAACACAUGUUGAGCUCCAACUCCUUGGAUUCCCUGCCAUCUACUUAUUUAUGGAACACAGGUUAGUGGAGAUUUUGGAGUUGGAGUUCCAACAAAACAAUUGGAUUGCCACAGGUUGCCCAUGUGUGUUAUAAAAAUAAACAAAUAAAAAAUAAUAAUAAAAUAAAUAUAAAUAUUACACACACACACACACACAAUCUCUCUCUUUGGUAUGAGGACAACUUAAAUGUAAUUCUUCCCCCUCUGUGGUAGUUGUCUGUAAAACAGGCUAUAUUAUCACAUUUUAACCUAAACCAGAUUUUCUGCAACCUUGCACUUUAUUCCUAGUUAAAAUAAAAAAAAUAACACAGAAAACCAAAUGAAAAAAAAAUUUUUAAAAAAUUGUGUAUUGUUUAAAUUCCCUGUUUUAGCUGCUCUGUGCUUGAGACACUUGAUGUGUGUUGUAGAGCAACACCAACUUCUGUGGAUCAGAAUUUUUCAGGUCUCUCCAGCACAGACAGAUGAAAGGGAAAAAAGCACUUAAAUUGCAACCAUUUUUGUGAAUGCCAUCUUGAAUUGAUGUAGCGUUUUUUUUUUGUUUUUUUUUAACUUUUAAAAGGUAUUUGGCAUGCAAAUACUUCAGGAUUUCCCUGCAGGGAUGCAGUGAGACUUAAAUUAAAGCUGGACUUUAAACAUAAGUAAGAUUAGAUAAAGGGCCAAUGUAUUUACUGCCUUUGCUCUUAUUGAAUGUUAAAUAUUGCACAUUGAGCAUUUGUUUCCAGACAUGUUAAAGUUUAAGAGAAUUUAAAAAUCCUUUUCGAAAGUUGUAGAAUAUGAUUACAUUUCCAACACUUUGUUGUACCAUGGGUACAAGAUACCUGUGCCAGAAUGACUGAUAGAAAUCAAAUGUCUGCUUUAUCAUUGCCUUUUUUUCUUACUGACUUUUUCUGUUAUCAUAUGUAUGAGGGGGUAGUUUUACUUUCUAAAGAGAAUUAAUUCUUCUAACAGAAGUCUGAAUAAUGACCUAAAUCUUUUGAAUACUGGUGGUAGUGAGUAUCUAUUCAGAAGGCUUUCACUCUCAGCUACUAGUAUUCAAAAGAGAGCACAUUAUUUUUAUUUUUUUAAUGUAGUAAUGCUUGCUCCAAUGUUUCUGUACUUUGGGUCACUGUUUGCACAUAUAUAACUUGCCACCCUCUACACUAGUGGUUCUUAACCUCCUUUUAAUUAGAUCCAGUUUAUGUACUUUGAUAUUUAGUUUUAUUAUUGUAAAAUUUACUAAACAAAAAAACCUUUUCAAUUCUUCCUGAUAGUCUACGUUGCACUAGGCAACCUGGUAACAAUACAGUAAACUGUAUAUUUACUUCCAGUUUUGACCAAAUCAGAACAAAUCACUUUUUCGGCCACUUUUUAGCAGGGGUUAAGAACCACAGUUAUCAAUUUAAAACUGCCUGCAUUUUUUUGUUUCUUUUUUAACAUGUUCCUUGAGGGAUUGGAAAGGGGCGGGUUUAUUUAUUUGUUUUUCAACAAUUUUGAAGUCUCUCCCUUUUGAGUUAAACCUGUAGAAAGUGCCUUCCAGGUGCCUGUCUGAGCCAUACACAAAUUUAACACGCACACAAUACAUGGAACAUGGGUGCCAUGUAUAUUUCCACAAAUCUUUGUUACCAUUCUGCCAAAUUUGAAACAAGUUUACAUACUAUAUACCAACAGAAGACUAUUCAUAAAAAGUGUUAUGUACUGUAAUAGGUGCUGUACUGUUGUUACUUUGUAAUAAAAAGAAAUUAUCUUAUCUACA
Messenger RNA from Pelobates cultripes (western spadefoot toad), 5310 nucleotides. The record is from the annotation of a GenBank genome assembly. NCBI's taxonomy places the organism in Eukaryota, Metazoa, Chordata, Amphibia, Anura, Pelobatidae.